CCGUGUGGAGGAUCGGCGGCAGCGGGACGCAGUUCAGUCCGGCUCUCCGCUGCUUUCUGACGGAUCUACUCCCCGCUGCUGCCGCGGAGGCAUGUUGGGAUUUACCUGGACCUAGACCUGGACCUGGACCUGACUGGACCCGGGACGGAUUUGCCGGAUUUUUUUUUUUAAAAACCUGCUCUGUGUCCGCUGGCUGGAGGAGCGCAAGACCACCGGUUGACACCUUCAGUAUCUAAUUCACUUUCUGACCGAAAAUCUCCCGUCCCUCCCUUCACGUUAAGUGUCUUUUACAGUUAAAUCCAGGGGCUGUUUGCAGUUUAAAUUUAGCCUGUAGAGUGGACUGUAGGCGGCGUACAGAUAACCGAGAAGUAACGGUCAUUUCAGCGGCGGUUGGAGCUCAAUUUAGCCCACAAAAAGUGGACUGUAAGAGGGGUACAGAGAACCGUAAAGUAACGGUCAUUUCUGGGGCGGUUGCUGUCAAACUUAGUCGAGAAAAGGGGACUGUAAGCGGGGUACAGAUAUCCGUGAAGUAACGGUCCUUUCAGCGGCUGUUAGAGCUCAUUUUAACCGACAAAAGGGGACUGUAAGGAGUGUACAGAGAACCGAGAAGUAACGUUUUGUUUAGCGGCUGUUGGAGCUAAAUUUAGCUGACAAAAGGAGACUGUUCUGUGGCAAAGACAGUUACGUUUAGGCACAAAAAAUAAUAUUUAAGAUUAGAGAAAAAGAGAAGGGGGAGACUUCUGGCAGAGGGGAGAUUUCGCCACAACACCGGCCCCGUUUAACCCGGUUUAUCUACCCGGGUUAAGUGAACCAGGUCGCUUUCACCAGGUGAUCUGAUCGUCCGCACAAUGCUGUCCAGAUCCCGCAGAUCCUCCGGACCCUGAAGGCAUCAAAGAGCCAGAGCUCGAGCCGCAGAGAUGCCGCUGUCCGCGCCCUGCAGGCGGGACAGAACCGCUGCUGCCGCGUCUGACGCGGUGGAGCGGCAGCGGUCAGUGAGGGAGCGUGUGGAAGCCGCGGUGUCCGGGCUCGCGGAGCUGGAGUACCUGCGGCAGCGGCAGGAGGGGCUGGUCCGCGCCGCGCUGCCGCGCCGCUGCCGCGAGGCGCAACGUAACUCCGAAGAGAAACUCCUGGAGGAGAACAUCCUGCUCCUCCGGAAACAGCUGAACUGUCUGAGGCGGAGGGACGCGGGACUCAUCAGCCAGCUGCAGGACCUGGACCGGCAGAUCAGCGAUCUGCGAUUGGACAGCGAGGCGUCACAUGACCCGCUGGAGACCGACAGCCGCCCCAGCUCAGGUUUCUAUGAGCUCAGUGACUGGGCGUCUGGUUCUCUCUCUAACUCGUCUAACUCCGUCUUCAGUGAAUGUUUCUGUUCAAUGGCUGAAGCUGACGGACGUCUCCUUUCUGCAGACGACCUGGCCGGCUGUUUGGAGUCUGACGGUUUGGUCGGAGGACUUUGUGACGACUCGCCGCCCGGCGGUACGGUCCGCCGCUCGCUCUCCGCCCCUCACCCGUCUUCCCUGGACGCCGCCGUCUGCUGGGACUCCCAGUCCAAGUUCCACUGCGACCUGCUGGCCAGAAACGGCAACGACAUGUACCGCUACCCGAGCCCACUGCACGCCGUGGCCAACCAGAGCCCACCGCUGCACGCCGCGGCCAACCAGAGCCCACCGCUGCACGCCGUGGCCAACCAGAGCCCACCGCUGCACGCCACGGCCACCCAGAGCCCACCGCUGCACGCCGCGGCCACCCAGAGCCCACCGCUGCACGCCACGGCCACCCAGAGCCCAUCGCUGCACGCCGCGGCCACCCAGAGCCCAUCGCUGCACGCCGCGGCCACCCAGAGCCUGGGCUUCCUGAUGAUGUUGGGUCAUGGCGCUCCCAGCAGAGACGACGGGACGCUGAAAAGCGUUGAAGGACUCAGAGCAGAAGCUGUUGUGUCUCAGAGCGUUUCCUGGCCGGUUUCCUCUUCCUCUUCCUCCCAGACGUUCUCCACUAAGCGCCUGGACAGCUACAUCUUUAGCGUGCUGCAGCGGCGGGCGCUGCCCGUCCGAACCAACAGACCCAGGACCAGCAUCAGCACGGACCCGUCGAAGAGCGUCCUGCGGCAGGCCAGUCUCUGUGCGAGGCAGGCGUCCGGGUCCGGGACUCUGCGGGCGUCAGCCACCAUCUUGUCUCCACGCAGGUCUGUGGAUGUUUCCCCAGACUGCGGCGUUGAAACGAUGCAUCGUGGCGUCAGGAUUACCGGCGGUGACUCGAGCAUCCAGGACGUCUCCUCCGUCCCUAACGCAGACGGUCUGCUGAAACAGAAAAGCAAAAGGCUUCUUCCUCCCGCGGCGACUCUCCCCAGAGACUUCAGGGCGCUGGGCGGUCCCCGGGGAACUCCUCCCCCAAGGGCGCCCGGCAGCCGCCGAGUUUCUUUCCCGAAGAGGAAGUCCUCGCCGCAUCGAGUCCCGGGACCACCCCGGAGCAAACGGAGACGGCCGAAGGCUCGGCGCGGGACACAGCCAUGGGUUCGUCCUCCCAGAGUCAGGACGAAGCCGGAGGAGGAAGUCAGACGCUGCACGGCGAGUACGUUCCCGCCCAGCCAGAGCGCCAAACACCGCAAAAAUAGCAGCAGGAACGUCAAGGAGAAGAACACCACGGUGGGGAAGAACACCACGGUGGGGAAGAACACCACGAUGAUGAAGAACACCACGAUGAUGAAGACGAGUCGAGCCUCUGAACACAGCGAACGCAGACACGCACACACGUCUGAGAGGAGGGGAGAUAAAUCCCACCACCGAUCCCGACUGUUGGAGGACCUCAGAUUCUCCCGGAGAGACGCGGCCAACCGGCUUCCUGCGUCCAUCCCAGAAGGCCGAGUCCUGGACAAACUUGCCGCGGCGCUGCCGAGCGGCGUGCGCUCCGGAAGCUCCAAACACCACCACCAUCACGGGCGCGAGCCGGUCGUCGCCAAACCCAAACACAAGCGGAGCGAUUACCGGCGCCUGCGUGCGAUCGUGGAGGCACCGUACGACGAGGCGUUCAGGCGUGCUCAGCGCCGCCGGAGAAAGGAGCUGUUGAGACGAUCGGCGGCCGGUGGCGUGCAGCCGUGCAGCCCGUACGCGGCGUCCGCGGCGCGCGGCAGCGACUCGGAGUAUUCGGCCGAGUGUGCGUCGCUCUUCCACUCGACCAUCGCGGACACGAGCGAGGACGAGCGCUCCGACUACACCGCCGACUGCUGAGACAGCGAGUCCAGCGGUAGCAGCAGCGGUGGCGAGGAGGAGGAGGAAAGCGACGCCACGGGCGACACGGAGGAGAGCGGAGGGGGCGGGACAGGCAGGGGCGGAGCCAGUUAGCCGCCGCCGCUGCUAACGGGAGAGCGGCGAAAACGGGAAAUGACCCGCUCAGGCGGGCGUUUUGUAAAGAUCAAAGCCUCACACAACCUGAAAAAGAAGAUCCUUCGCUUCAGGUCGGGCUCGCUCAAACUCAUGACCACCGUGUGAGUCACAGCGUCUGUCGGUGAUACCACCGUGUGAGUCACAGCGUCUGUCGGCGAUACCACCGUGUGAGUCACAGCGUCUGUCGGCGAUACCACCGUGUGAGUCACAGCGUCUGUCGGUGAUACCACCGCGUGAGUCACAGCGUCUGUCGGCGAACCACCGCGUGAGUCACAGCGUCUGUCGGCGAACCACCGCGUGAGUCACAGCGUUUGCCGGUAGAGGCCAUGUUACACGCUGCACGCUUCUCUGGGCUUCAUCUACUUCCUGUUAGGGUUGCAAAGGGGCAGAAAGUUUCCGGUAAAUUUCCGGAAACUUUCCAUGGAAAGUUAAGCUGGGGAAUUUUGGAAACAUUCCAAUUUGGAAACUUUCAUGGAAAUUAUGGGUAUUAAGGGAAAUUUACGAGCAUUAACUGGAAAUGUUGGGUAAUUCAUACAAACUCUCUUAUAAAAACAUGAAUAUAAACAUUUUGUUUUGUAAUAAGCAGACAGGCAUAUGCAGUGAAUACUUUGAGUUAUUCGUCAGUAUAACUUAGAUAUUCUUUUCCAGCCUAUCAAGAACAAGUGGGCUAUACAGUUAACACAUAAUAAUAGUUGUGGGUUAUGUAUUACCCCCGCAUUUUAAAAACUAAAUGUUGGACAGUAUGUAGUAGCCCCUGCUGAUACUGCGUGCAUGUCAUUUAUGAAUUUAGGGAGGAAAUUCAACUGAAGUUGCAUUAAAUCAAGUUGUUUUAACCAAGAUUAUGCUGCAAGAUCCUUGUUAUAGACUAACAGUAUUAUAAUAAGCAAUAUUAAAAAUAUCCAGUUUAUUCCCGUUAAUUCCCACGAAUUCCCAUAUAUUCCCAUUUAUUCCCAUAUAUUCUCA
Molecule: messenger RNA, 4343 nt
Organism: Perca flavescens (yellow perch)
Lineage: Eukaryota; Metazoa; Chordata; Actinopteri; Perciformes; Percidae
Gene: dact1
Product: dishevelled-binding antagonist of beta-catenin 1
Biological process (GO): regulation of Wnt signaling pathway, planar cell polarity pathway; negative regulation of canonical Wnt signaling pathway; negative regulation of JNK cascade
Cellular component (GO): cytoplasm
Source: RefSeq, a predicted model, not a curated record